AUGAUCGUCAACAGGAAGUUAGAUCGCUUCAAGCAAUGGGGCAAGGAGCGUAUGGGCAGCGAGGCCAAGACGGUGACAUCAACUGAAUUCAAGGCAUUGGAGACAGAGAUGCAGCUUCGCCACGAUGGCACGGACCGAAUGAAGAAAUCCGCCGACGUCUACAUCCGGACAAUGGCCAAAAGCCACAAAUUCGACGAGAAGGAGAUGCAGAUCCCGAUCGCCUAUUUCGGGUCGACGAUGGUCAAGCAUAGCGACGAACUCGACCAGGAAUCGCAGUUGGGCCAAUGCUUGGGGCAGCUGGGGAGAGCUAACGAGCGCAUCGCUCGCAUACAGGAGAACUACUGCACGAACGCGACGGGCAGCUGGCUCGAGUCGCUUGAGCGCUCGCUGAUCCAGCUCAAGGACUACCAGAACGCGCGAAAGCGACUGGAGAAUCGACGGUUGGCGUAUGACGCUGCUUCGACCAAGCUCCAAAAGUCGAAGAAGGAAGACUCCCGUCUGGAGGAAGACGUCCGAGCGCAGAAGAUGAAGUAUGAGGAAAGCAACGAAGACGUGCUACGCCGAAUGCUGGAUAUUCGUGAGGCGGAAGCCGAGUCCGUGGGUGAUCUGAGUGCCUUCUUGGACGCCCAACUGGAUUAUUACGAGCGCUGUAGGGAUGUCCUCCAGGACAUCAAACGCAACUGGCCAGCGUAA
This is a messenger RNA of Dissoconium aciculare CBS 342.82, 693 nucleotides long. Its product is annotated as BAR-domain-containing protein. The record is from RefSeq and is a predicted model, not a curated record. Gene Ontology annotation, cellular component: cytoplasm. The coding region runs from base 1 to 693 and encodes 230 amino acids. The transcript is spliced from 2 exons. Gene Ontology annotation, molecular function: protein binding. NCBI's taxonomy places the organism in Eukaryota, Fungi, Ascomycota, Dothideomycetes, Mycosphaerellales, Dissoconiaceae.